Messenger RNA from Varroa destructor (honeybee mite), 7041 nucleotides. RefSeq lists its product as uncharacterized. Gene Ontology annotation, cellular component: cytoplasm. Gene Ontology annotation, biological process: neurotrophin TRK receptor signaling pathway; negative regulation of protein kinase activity; negative regulation of TOR signaling. The record is from RefSeq and is a predicted model, not a curated record. Lineage: Eukaryota; Metazoa; Arthropoda; Arachnida; Mesostigmata; Varroidae.
AUCUUUUAUUUCGUUUUUCUUUUUUAUUGCCGGUAACUAUUUUAGCCGGCUGCCACUCAGGAAAUUGGGGUUAUUCGUUAAGAUGACGCAGAGUAGUACACAGGUGACAAUAGUUUACUUGGGAAGUCGUCUCAAAAUUCGACAUUUUGUGGUGACAUUAUUUGACGCGCCCCCGAUACAUAUCUCAAAAACGAAGGGGAUGGUGUUCACGUGAGGAGAGUGCCUCGGUGGUUCCGAUAAGCCAAGCGCAUUGAAGACGAAACCGGAAAUGCGGUUAUGGUAGCCAACGCUGUAAAAAAAAAGGCCUAACAACUUGUUUUUCAGUACAUUCACAUACAGCAUUAGAGUUAGAAGCAUUAGAAGCACCCGUCUCCAGCAAGGUCGUUGAGAUAAUCUAUAACCAACUUUUCUGUAGGAGUUUCGAUGAACUGGAUAGGUUUAAAGUAUCGCUCUUAGAGCGAGAACAUACUAACCGGAUCGUAAUAGGCAGGCGUGUCUAGCUGUUGGUUUCCGUCACUUUGCAAAAUAUCGUAAGAAACGCUUUAAACUUUCGGUGUACCUGAAAUUUUUAAUUUCAACUAUUAGCAUGGAGGAAGCAGAGAUGUGUGUCUUGAUCUUGUCCGCUGCUAAACGAGCACGUUUGUCCGAUGGGACUGGAAAGCCACCUGGAGUACGUGUUGGCGGCAUCUAACGACGCGUUACGUAGAAACGGCAUAAGAGCUCUACCACAUUUAUCUACUAGGACUAGCUUAUAUUUUGCAGACGAUGAUCGCCGCUGCAGAUCCUGUUUACAAACAAAGUGUGCUCUAUAUACAGACAUGUUAGACGGCAGAGUUACUACUUUCGUAGUUCCUUAUUACCCCCUCAUAUAUUGCCCUUUUAGCCAAGGCCGGCCAUUUGAGUCAGUGAUAUUUAUAAUCAUGUCCAUGGUUACUACAACAACGUAUCCAGAGCGAUAUAUACUAUUCACCCGAUUUACACGGGCCCUCUAUAUACCAUCUUGACGAUUUUCAAUGCCUGCUUUCGAUUCAACAGUUCGACGCUGAAUAUCUAUGCGCGGGAAUUUUUCUAUGACACAGACAUGUAUCUGGUCUGAUUGACAAUAUUUCGUUUUAAGUAUUAUGCACAGACUUGUCUUAAGUAAUAAGCACUUAUCGAUCACGGAUUGUAAUGUUAUUGAACUGCCACUAUUACUGGCAACAAUAAUGGUACCUAACCGUAACUAGCCACUGAACACGGUGUUCGAGUCGGUGAUCAAUACCAUAGUGCCGUUCGUUGCAGUGCGUCUCCUAGUACGCUUCAGAUUGCUUCGUUGAGGAGCAUGCUGGCGGCCUGCAUUUGAAGCGAUUAGCAUCAUGUAUUUACGUAUAAAUAGCUUUUGGAACGGCGGGUAGGGGACACGUCGAUAUCUGUUAAUUCCUGCAGUGUCUUUUGGUCUCCAGGCCUUGGAUUUGGAACUUUUCAUGGGCGCACAUCGCAUUGUCAUAGCCACGUAGAAAACAUGCGCGGAAACAAUAACAUUAUACAUUAAUAGUGAUUUUUAUCACUCGUAUGCAUCAUCUGUUAACGAGAAAUAAAGCAAAAGCUUGGAGAUUAAGGGAAAAACGAAUAGAUAAAGUUCACGCCAGUAAUAACUUUUUCUGCCCUAUUUCUGCUUUGUUAUUAUUGUUGCGCCUUUGAGUAUAAGCACAUGAAUCUUGUUCACUGUGUAAAGCACUCAACUAUUCGGGCUAUUAGAGGCAGAGAGAAAAACGAGCGAAGUUAUAGAAACUCAUUUCGUGUUGUGGUUAAAUGUAAUACGCAGAUAUUAUAUACGUUGCUUUAAAGCCGAUGAGCAAAUGGAUUUGGAAUAGUUGGUUAAUCAAGUGGCUUCGUCAAAAGCUGUUACCAAUCGCAGAACAGUAGGUACCGCUUUGGUUCUUUACACCUCGUAGUUUUCGUGAACUCUAGUUUGUGAAUUAUUUUACGGUUGGCGGCUGGUUUCCUAACGAACGCUAGAUUAAUCAUCUUUGACCUAAAGCAGACAAUCCAACUAGAUGUAUUGUUCCAGCGAGCGUGCAUGGGACUCAUCUAUGGAAUGGGUGACAAAUUUAGUGCGAGUGUAUUGUUAGCUUUUUCUUUUUUAUAUAUUUGUGGAUUCAUACUGGGACGUCCCCGUAGACCUUUAUGUAUCUGGCGUUAUGAAAGACGAAAUUCGAUUCAUAUCUAGAUAAAAGUUUUUAUUUAGUAAGCAUUAAGAUGCCAGCGUCAAUGGAUUAACGCGCUCAAGUCAGUGUUUCCUCGUGUACUCUCCAAAUAUUGGAGCCUAAUCUAUGAAGUAUAAAUAAAGUUGUUAGGAGUAAUUUAAGUCGUCAUCUCAAGCAAACUUUUAUAAAGAAGUAAGUCUACAAACCAAAGCAUGCUGAUGUUGUGCGCGGAUUUUCAUUACUCAGGCAUGAAACAAAUCUGUGCUCCCUUUUUACUCUGUUAUGUAAAUGCUCCAUAAUAAUCAGUGGAGUCUUGUAGCCACCUUAGGACAACACCAUAUAUUGAUCGUUGAAUAAGAAAAUAAACUCAUUCCCAAAAAUCUCGCGCUUUACGCAUGUCUAGCUAUUCAGAUGUUAAGCUAUGCGAUAACUUUCAAGUGAGAAGUAUGUGUUUUUUUUAAAUUUAACGGUUCAACGUCUCGUAGAAGCUAACGUCAACUUUCAUCGUUGUAUUGAAGUAUUCUAUAACUUGGACUCCGAGAUUUUCGUUUCCUAUGGAACCUAAGCCGGACCCAUAAUACUGACGAGCGACGACGUUACCCUUCUGCUAUUUCAAGAUUUGAUAGACAUUUCAUUGAAUUUUGCAUUGAUUGAAACCUACUACUAAUAUGUGUCAAUAUACCAUCUGUUAAAUCUACGCAGCUAGCCUUUACAUAACUCGCGCAAGUGAAUGUGGUGAAUGCUUUAGUUGUCUGCUAUUGAAUUUGCAUGAAACGCCCGCAACUUAAAUCCGUCCAGGAACAGCAGCGACAAAAGCAUUUAACGGCGCAUUGAAAAACUAGCCUAACAAGGCUACGAUGUCUCUUCUAAUUCGAUUUGUCUGACUCCAAUUUGACUGACAUAUCGGCAAGACAAUUUCUAGAAAAAUAUUAGUUAUAAUCAGUAUGAAACUGUGAAGCGCAUUUUGCUUAAUAGAAACGUAGCUAAGCCUUUCUCGGCUAAAAGACCAGAGUGAACUGCAAGCAAAGGGGCCGGCCUAUUAUUCUAAGAUAAUGUACCUAAAAAAAAUACAUCUGUCUGAGGUGUUGCUGGCUUAUAUUGUCCCUAGCAGCACGCACAUGUAAAACUGAGGACCCAAAUAAUGGUGUCUGCGAACACUGUUCUUGUUACCGCUGCUGUUAUUAGGAAGGUCAAUGUGACCAAUGGCAAGUUUGAGAUCAGUCGUUUCGUGGUGUUAUUGGGCGCCUUCUUCGAAGCUUCUCUUUCACGCGUCCAAUCACGCCGACGCGCGGCAACCUACCACUGCGGCAGGAACAAACAGACAGACUAGUGAUGUCUGUGACAAUGAGCAGCAAAUUAUACUAGCUGCUUUGGCUAUCUAUAAUUGGCAGUUAGUACUGGAAAGCUUGCCUUUAACUAUAUGACGAUACGUAGUGAACUAUACGUAGAAAACAGCAUGUAUCGGUACCUCAAAAUACCAGAUGCUUACUACCGCGUGCGUUUGUCGUAUUAACGCAAGUGCGAACAGAAUCCUUUUUUCCUCCCCUUCGUCUUUUUGAGGCACUGACAGAAAUUGCUCGUUAACAUAUGUCGACAUAAUACUGAGUCCGUCUUUCUCCGUCCUGCAUUUUCUGCUAAAGUGAAGUAAAGGCUAGUAAUAAGAGGGAAGUACAAGACAAGUCCUAACAAACAUUAACUCUAGGUAUUAUUGCCGAAAAGUCAUGAACUGAAAGUGUAGAUUUGUACGAAACCGGCAUACGGCCAUAAAACGUUCUUAAAAAAAACGAUAUUCACCGAUCUCACUCGGCUGGAGAUCUCUCAGUUUGAUCAUUUGGCUUUCUUUUUUGUAAACCUUUUUUUUGUUGUCGCUAGUUUUAUGAAGGAACAAAUUAAACUGGUUGGCACAAGCGUAAUGUUGUCAAGAUCUCAUCCCAAGGAGAUUCGACAACAGCUCUCUGGAGUAUUAGCUAUGCGUCUAUUGAAUUAGUCAAGCCGAUUAUUCAGACCUUAGACAAAUGGAAACGUAUCAUUUGGUAACUUUUCUUUUUAGAAAAAGAUUUUUCCAAGGUAAGCAUAAUACCUAGUGAGGAUACAGGGACAAAGAAUAGGUUUCUCUUUCUUCAUUGUCUGAAAUGAUGUGUAGGAACCACGUAUUAAGCAGACACGGUAAAGACAAUGUCGCUGACGGUAAUUUUCUCUAAGUAAACUAUCUACAUUUUGUUGCUUCGAUUUAAAUGUCUGUGAAACUGAAGGAGCAAUGGUUGUAACACAUAGGAAUUUCGUUACGUUGUUGUCGUUGUCGUCGUGAUCGUAGUGGCCAUCGAUAAUUGUGUUACGGCUUUUGCUAUUGAUCAACGAGUGACUUUUCUAUUCGUUAGUCCGUCUUCGUUGUUCUGAUGAAUGCUGAGCUGCCUGUCAAUGGUAAAUGAUCCCCAUCACAGCCGCGAACGGUUCAGCUGAUCUAACGCUGGAGCAGUAUGCCCCAUGUAUAUAUCUAUGCAUAUAACAGCGACAACAGUAACAGUUCUGUAGCAAUAGCUGUGUCGAUAUUGUUAGCUAGUCAUCGCACGUGGUGAACGUGCGUACGGCGAUGAAAUGCUGCUGGGCUCUUUGUUGAUAGAGCUCUAACGUGAGUGGCUGCCCUAUGCUACAGCUGUGGAAUAGCGCGAUGUGGCGUACGGCUGGGCUGGCGCGCGGACCAAUCGACGACAUAUACUGUAACAGAGAAGGCCAAACAGCAGUAGCAGCAAGAAAGACAACACGGAUACAUCUAUCUAUCUAUCUAUAUACACAAACGAAUGAACGAACUAACGAAAAAGGCAACGAUAGUAAUAGACCGGCAGACACGGGACGACUGCCGACACAGAGUGCCGCUGCAACGGUCCCUUUCCGGUUAGACUUGGCGCUACUGCCUGAAAGCCCGUGCUGAAAUGUUUUGGUGAUUGGCGAUAAUGUUGAAUGGAGGUAACCGUGAGAAGAAACGACGAAAACGCAGGCCUCAGCUCUGGUGAGGGAACGCCGUUACCAGCAUAGUUGGAACAGAAGUACUGGCCGUGACUUGCUUCAAUUUACUUGGGUUACGUGCACACAAAUAUGUAUCAAGCAUUAGUUAAAUGCUCAUCGAUGUAGAGGCGUGAAUCUGACGGGCUGACGCCUACCACCAUCAUCCUCAUCAGCAGCAACACGAAGAAAAGAUUAUUAAUACCUGAGUUUUGCUAACAAAAUAGCUUAACUCUUCUUGCUGCCGUGUGUAUAACACAUCGAUAACAGAGACAAAAAUAGAUGGUAAAGGAUAACUGAAGCAACAAUAGGCGUCGUAGGCGACCAACAACUUCAAGAAAGGCAGGCGACGCGAACUUACUGAGACGUUGCAUGCCCUGAGCAGUUGCAUUACCCAAGACGCCAAUACUAUGCAUACAAACCAGCACGACCUCGAGUUAGAAACAGAUCACAAAACGCAAUAGUUCAAUCACUGUUGAAAGGCAGAACUGUCAUUGCCAUCAGAAAUGGAGGCCAAGGCAGGUGAUGUCAUGUUGUUUUCCUGUGGCUGUCUCAAUGUUGAACUUCGGUGCGAUUCUACGGCCACAAGCAGCUUUGAAGACGACCAUUUGCGGUCUGCGCUGGGCGGUCAACUUAUCCUACUCGAGAGACCGCAAAAACGCGUGGUACACGAGUGGCUCCUUCGUGAGAAGCACGGGAUACGUCAUUGCUUUGCGUGCAAUACGCCAGUGUUUUCGUUUCUAGCCUCAGACUCUCAAAAACAACAGGAAACUCAACAAGAGCCACAUCAGGAACAACCUCAAGCACUUGUUGUAUCAAACAACCUGAGGCGCGAUGAAACAUGGAUAUCAGAUCUACGGCGCCAUCCUUCUUUCUCGGAGUGCUUCCAAAUUUUAGUAGACCCAACCAUCGCCCACACUCAGCUUGCUGGCCUUCAAGAAAAUGCUGAACACGGUCCGCAUAAAGAAGAUUCGCUCGUACCUGGCUACAUAGAGGGAGUUCGGUCGAAGGUGUCGCAAGUAGUAAAGCAAGUAAUGGCAGAAAAGCAAUAUCAAAUAGAAGAGGAGCAUCGACGAGCGCUUGACUCGCUCAGGCAGUUAAAGUCUAAGUGCGACCUGCAGUGCAACACGCUGCUUAAAAUCAUCGAGUAUCAGGAAACUGCGGAAGAACGUCGGUUUUCUACAGCUACAACGAAAAGCUCCAGCUUCUCUGUGGCACGAUCAGAGUCGAUGGAGUCGAAGGCCUCGCAACGUAGUGGCGGAUUUGGCCUACGGGAUAGAGAAUCAUCCGGAUCUGGAGGAAUAACGGGAACAGCCGGGUUUGAUGAUGACGUGUUUGAGAUGCAAUUUAACGAUGAGGCCAUUUACGAAGAUGGUGAAGGUGGAAUCGAACAAGCCGAGGAAGCUCGAGAAAUGGGUGCCGAGGGAGACGGUGACGAACAGUUCGAUGAUGACGAUGAAGUGGUGUCUGCUCUAAGUCAGGAGAGGACACGAAGAUCAUCAAUGGAUUUAACACAAUACGCAGCUUCAGCACCUAUUCAGGUUCCUGUCGAUGCAGCUAACUGGGCAAGCUUACGGCCCGAGGAAGAGGGACUCGACGCACGGGAACCGAGUCUGGCGAGACCUGAGUGUUUGGAGGAUAUCGCUCGUUCUAUGAGAGAUAUCUCUGAUCGCAUGGUGGACGACCACACAAAGGUGUUUGGUGAUUUGCCCCGACCGCGGUUGUACACGAACCAGUUUUGAGCCAGCAACGUACGUGAUAUGAGCGUGAUAAUAAAUAAGAAGGCGAAAACAGCAAGAUCGGGGGUUUGGCCAUCCGCAGAUAUUGUACCUUGAUUAAAAAAUACGUGAUAGAA